AUGACAUUGACGCCAUCAAAUGUUGCUUGUGUAUGGGGCGCCAAUGGAAUAUCAGGUACAGCAAUGAUUGAUUUAUUAGUUGAACAACCUCGAAAUGAAUGGAGUAAAAUUAUUUGUAUUUCUCGACGACCAACACAAUUAGACGUUGAAGAUGAUCGAGUACAUUUCAUUUCCAUUGAUAUCCUUCAAGCUAAUGUUGAUGAAAUUGUUACAGAAUUAUCUAAAGCAGGUGGAGAAUCUAUUACACAUGUAUAUCAUUAUACAUAUAUUGAAAAAAAAGAUGAAAAAGAAUUAGAUCAAGUCAAUACAAUACUAUUUCAAAAAGCACUUGAUGCUACUGUUAAAAUAGCUGGUAAACAAAUAAAAUGUGUUUUACUUCAAACAGGUUAUAAAUAUUAUGGUGUUCAUAAAGGUGGUGAAUAUCUGGCAUCUUGUCCCUAUACUGAAGAUGCUCCUCGUCAUAAAGGUUCGAACUUUUAUUAUAUACAAGAAGAUCUUCUUAAAGAAUAUGCUGAAAAAAAUGGUUGGAAAUAUAUUAUCACACGACCUAAUAUUAUUAUUGGUGUAUCGAGAGGAAAUUUUAUGAAUUUUGCGGUUAGUCUUGCACUUUAUGCAUGCAUUCAAAAAGAAAAAAGUCAACCAUUAUAUUUUCCUGGUAAUGAAAUUGCUUGGAAUUCAAUAGUUGAUCAUUCCGAUGCAUUAAAUAAUGCACGUUUUCAAUUAUGGUCAUCAACAAAUGAUAAAAUUCAAAAUGAAAUAUUUAAUAUACAUAACGGUGAUGAAGUCAAAUUUCGAACAUUAUGGCCAAAAAUUGAAAAAUAUUUUGAUUUUACUCCUUAUGAACAAAAAUUUAAUACACAGAACGAUAUUAAAAUAGGAGAUAUUGGUAUUUUACGACUAUCUCUUGCAAAAUAUAUGCCAGAAAAUAAAGAUAUAUGGUCUCGUCUUGCUAAACGUAAUGAACUUGAUGAAUCAGUUUUUAACUAUGCUACUUGGGAAUUUAUUGAUUUCGUUCUUGGUCGAACAUUUGAUGAUCAUGGUGACAUGACUAAAGCACGUCAAUAUGGUUGGACAACAACAGUUGAUACCAGUGAAUGUUUUAUUCAAUGUUUUGAUCGAUUGAAAAAGAUGGAAGUUAUUCCAUUCAAUUGA
This is a messenger RNA of Rotaria sp. Silwood1, 1152 nucleotides long. NCBI's taxonomy places the organism in Eukaryota, Metazoa, Rotifera, Eurotatoria, Philodinida, Philodinidae. The record is from the annotation of a GenBank genome assembly.